AUGGCGUCGUCCGCUUCUCCCUCCGACGCGACCAACGGCCCCGUCCUCAGCCUCAUCAACAAGCGCCUCUGCGCCCUCCGCAAGGAGCACAGCCGCAUCCUCCAGGUGGAGGGCUCCAUUGCCCAGGGAAAGACCAUCAACAAGGAGCAGGAGGACGUCCUCCGCUCCAAGCCCUCCGUUCUCGCCUCCAUCGACGAGCUCGAGAAGCUCCGCCCCCAGCUCUCCUCCGCCCUCCAGGAGGAGCUCUCCCUCGCCGCCCAGCGCCUCCCUCGCGACGACGACGCCCCCGAGAAAGGGGAGGCAAAUAACAAUGCUGCUGCAAACCAUGGAACAGCAGGAGGCGCUUCUUCUACUCACCCUUCAACAGAAGGUCAAGGAAGGGCUACUUCGUUAGGAUAUGACUAUGAAGUAUUCUUGUCCUUUCAUGGACCAGAUACACGACCAGGUUUUACCGACUUCCUUUACACUAAUCUUGAUGAUGCGGGAAUCCGCACAUUUAAGGAUGACAAAGAGCUCCGAGUUGGGGAAGAGUUUGCCCCAGAACUUCUCGAAGCAAUUAAACAGUCGAAGAUUUCAAUACCUAUCUUUUCGAAAGGUUAUGCCUCUAGCCCAUGGUGUCUCAAGGAGUUAGUCCAGAUGGUCGACUGCCAGCAAGUUGGAAGACAAACAAUCAUGCCCAUUUUUUAUGAUGUGGCACCUUCAGAGGUUCGAUAUCAAAAUGAAGGUUACGCAAAGGCCUUUCUUUCACAUGAAGAGAAGGGGCGAUAUAGCGAAGAGACGAUAAGUCAAUGGAAGGCUGCUCUCAAUGUAGUCGGCGCAAUAAACGGAUGGGACCUGCACAAUAAGGAGAAGAACAGGCGAGAAGGUGAGUUCGCCAGAACAGUUAUCCAGGAGAUUUCCAAUAUGUUGUCAAAGGCUUAUCCGGAGGUAUCAGACUCCUUGGUCUGCAUCGACCACCAUGUGGAUGCGAUCAUGAAAAUGAUAGGUGCUGAGACAAGUGAAACACGGAUUAUAGGAAUCCACGGGAUGGGUGGCAUUGGAAAAACGACUAUUGCCAAAGUCAUCUACAAUAAGCUUUCCCAUGACUUUGAGAAUCAUUGCUUUCUUCGUGAUAUUCGAGAAACGUCAAAAGGUAAUGGCAUUCAAUGCUUGCAGAAUCAGCUCAUCUAUGACAUCCUCAAAAAAAAAUGCGUAGAUAUCAAAGACGCUGACAAAGGGACUCAGAUAAUUAAAGAGAGGCUGUCCAAUAAAAGAGUCCUCCUUGUUCUCGAUGAUGUGGAAAAAGAGAAUCAUAUCGAUGCACUUGUAGGUAAGUGUGAUUGGUUACACAGGGGGAGCAAAAUUAUUGUUACCACAAGAAACGGAGCUAUUGUCUGUCCUCCCAAGGUGGACCACAGUUAUGAGCUUAGAAGGAUGGAUGACGAUCUGUCUCUUAAACUUUUUAGCAAACAUGCCUUCCAAAAAGAUUCUCCUUUAGAUGUGUAUAUCCACCAAUCCAAGAGGGCAAUAAGCAUUGCUGGAGGUCUGCCGCUAGCUCUGAAGGUCAUAGGCUCACUUUUAUUUCACAUUAAAAAGGAAAAGUGGGAUAGCAAAUUAGAGGAGUUAGAAAAUGUUCCUCCUGAGGAUGUUCAGAGUAUGUUGAAAAUAAGUUAUAAUGCGUUACGUGUUCGAGAAAAGCAUAUAUUCCUCGAUAUAGCUUGUCUUUUCAUUGGAUAUGACAAAGACACUGUGGUUCACUUCUGGGAUAAAUCUAAAUUUUUUCCGGACAAGGCUUUGGAAGUUUUGCAGAACAUGUCUUUGAUAAGUAUUGAAAAGGACAAUAAAGUGUGGAUGCAUGACCAACUCAGAGACCUUGGAAGAGAAAUAGUUUUCGAACAAAGUAACUUGAAAAUAGAGAAGCAGAGCAGGGUGUGGAAUCCUAAGGAAGGAUUGGAUUUGCUGAGGAGACAUAAGGGAAAAAGGAAAGUUGAAGCUCUUCGUCUCAAGUUGGACCAUCGGCGGCAGUACCGGUUUACCUGUGAAGGCUUUGAGAGCCUAUCACAUCUAAGGUUCCUUGAAGUGGAUGGUUCAAAGGAAAAUUUUUGUGCAGAAGAGAGGCUUUAUUGGCAUGAAUCGCCAUCAAAUGUUCUUCCAACUAAUGAGAAUUCAGAUUUCCUUCCACAAUUACGAUGGCUCUCAUGGCGUGACAUUCCCCCAACAUUUAACAUCACAAAUUUCUUUGUAGAGGAUGUGGUUAUUCUUGAUCUAUCUUGGAGUGAAAUUACAGAUGAUUGGAAGGGGUGGAACCACAUGAAGGUGAUGAAGAUAUUGAAAGUUUUGGACUUGUCCCAUUGUCAGAAACUUCAGAUGUUGCCUGAUGAGCUGGGUAGAGAUCUUGCAAGCCUUGAAUAUCUAUAUCUGAAAUGUUGCAAAUCAUUGCAGAGGCUUCCGAACUCAAUCGGAAAUUUGAAAUCACUGAUUGAGUUGGAUAUAUCUAGCACGAUGAUCAAAGAACUACCCGAUUGCAUCGGAAAGUUGAAAAAUUUGAAAAAAGUGAAGAUGAGUUAUUGUGACAUAAGCACAAUACCCAAUGCCCUUUGGACGAUUGAGAACCUCGAAGAAAUAGUUGCCAAAUGUACAUCUUUUUGUAGAGUCCAUGUGAACAUUGGCAGUUGCAUCUACAUGAGGAUCUUGAGACUAAAUGGUGCAGAUAUAUGUGCACUGCCGAGGCUUCCAGAAAGUCUUAUUGAAUUACAACUGUCUGAGUUGAACAUGGACACGUUUCCAGAUCUCUCAAACCUCACUAAUUUAAAGGAAUUUGAUCUUGGAUUUGGCCGACCUGAUUAUGAUGGGAAGUCUAAUGGGCUUGUGGAAUAUCCCAUACCACAGUGGAUUGGGAACUUAAGCAAACUGGAGUCUCUGGCCCUGGAGUCUCAUUAUGUGACCACCUCAACAGACAUUAGCCUCCCUCCUCAACUCAAGUCACUUUGCCUCAAAUGCUCCAAUUUGCGUUGCCUCCCAAGGCUUCCCUCCAGCUUAUCAUCUCUCCAUAUUUCGCGUGCUACAAUUACAAAGAUUCAAGACCUUGGUUGUUUGGAGAACCUACGAGAUUUGCAGCUUAUGUCACUUGGACAGGUGGAGAUACUACCUGAUCUGAGCAAUUUAAACAAACUACAGCGUCUUCAAGUAGGAUUUUGUAAUCAUUUGGUUGAGAUUCAAGGUGAACUACCACGGUGUUUGGAUAGAUUGCAUAUUUCUUCCUGUGAUUCUUUACAGAAGUUGCCUGAUCUGUCAAGCUUGAUGGGAGAGCAAGAUGUUGAAAUAAAGAAUUGCAGAAAAUUAAAUGUGGAGGCAAUUCAUGGAUUUGUGCAGAAGAAUCCACGAAAUUUGCAGCUUGUGGGCUUUGAACAGCUGCAGAUCCUACUUGAUCUAAGUAAUUUAAAGGAGCUCAAACGUCUUCGAGUAGAAAACUGUUGUUAUCUUGUUGAGAUUCAAGGCGAAUUACCACAAUCUUUGGAAGAAUUGGAGAUUUCUUCCUGUGAAUCUUUACAAAAGUUGCCUGAUCUGUCAACCUUAAAGGGACUGCGAAGGGUAAAAAUGUAUCGUUGUGGGAAAUUGAAAAAAGACGAAAUUCGUUGGCUUUGCUUGAAGAAGGGGGUCGAAUUUGUGGGAUAAUACAAUUAAUGGUCGAAUUUGUGGGAUAAUACAGUUAAUGGUCGAAUUUGUGGGAGAAUAUAAUUAAUCCGUUACUGAAUCUGAAUCUGAGGGAGAAGACCGACAAACCUGAAUCUGAGGGGGAAGAUGAUGGAUAAAUGCACACUGCUCUUGAAAGCUUCUUGAUCCACGACCACAAAUUGUUCCCUUGUGUUCAAACUUUAAACGAAUUGGGUUUAUUUUCCAGGAAAGGUGUGCUUCUUAGUGGGAUUUGCCAAUGUUAUGGGGAAAUCAUAAAACGAAGAAAGAUGAAUUUCGCUUGGGUAGCUGCAUCAAUAGUUGGUGCGGCCAAACUUAUGUUUGUGACAGGAGAAGGGAACUAUUUAGCUUCUCCAAGGUAUCAUAAAUCACUGUGCAGUUAAGGCUAAAUUUCAGUAAUAUCGGUGCUUGGGACAUAUAAUAAAUCUCCCUUGGGUUAGAAAUUUUUUAAAUGAAACUCGUGUGUGAUCUUUAUUAUUGUCUACAUUUUCUGAAAAUGGUUAUGCUUAGGUGAUUAUCUAUCAUAGAAACCCUUCCAUUCACCUCAAGUUACACUAGAGGAUUCUUUUAGGUUGUAAGGUUGACAAGAAGUGCUAUGGGAGACAACUCAAACGACCAGCCUUUUGCCGGUUUCUAAUGUUGCCGAGAGGAAUUAAAGGUUAGAUGAACUCACAAAAACCUUUCUGCACAGGGAGUUGCGGCUAAUUAGGCAGCUGUACAAAUGAAGACCGAAUAAAGGAAAAUGAAGAUGUCAUGCAAUGUUGACUAGUUCUCUUUCACAAUCUUGAGGUGAUAAACUGUGCAUUCAUCUGUCAGGAACUCGAAGAUUAAUGAGGGAAGUCAUUGCCUACUGAUGAAUAUGUUAAAUCUGUGGAACUCGAUGUAAAGUAUCACUUGAACUAUUUGCCCUUUUUUCAGAAAAAUCAUUAGAGCAGGGGCAGAGGAUUUCAUUUUGUAAUUGGGGAAUACAUUCCUUUUUUUUUUUUUUUUUUUUU
Eucalyptus grandis is the source of this 4667-nucleotide messenger RNA. Its product is annotated as disease resistance protein RPV1-like. Lineage: Eukaryota; Viridiplantae; Streptophyta; Magnoliopsida; Myrtales; Myrtaceae. Gene Ontology annotation, biological process: signal transduction; defense response. The transcript has 5 exons. Gene Ontology annotation, molecular function: ADP binding. The coding region runs from base 1 to 3654 and encodes 1217 amino acids. The record is from RefSeq and is a predicted model, not a curated record.